AUGGGACUCGGGGCAAGUAAGGCUAGCAACCUGCUUCCCUGGUACUCUAAAUAUGAUGCUGGCAAUAAUCAGAGCAAAAUGCCUCGGACCUUUGGAGGUGACGGAGUCCCACCUCUAACUGACAAACCAGGGACUCCUAAGAUACGACUUGGCAAGCAAAUGGUAAUGAGAUGGGGAGCUAUUAAUAUCAAUGGGGGCUACUCUGGGAAGAUGGUAGAGCUGGCAGAGGCUGCAAGUAAGAUGGGACUGGACGUUUUAGCUGUUAGUGACAUUCGGGUAAGGGGUGAGAAAGAAGAGGAAGUGGGAGAAUACAAGGUCUACCUGUCAGGCGUCAAAGCAGGAAUAGCACAAUGGGGUGUAGGGCUUUACAUCAGGAAAGAAAUGGAACCCAGCGUAGUUGCAAUAAGGUAUGUAAACGAACGACUGAUGUGGAUAGAUUUGACAGUGUCUAGCAAGAAAAUUAGGAUUGUGUCAGUAUAUUCGCAUUGUGAAGGGACAGAUCAAGAUAAGAUGGAUAGUUUUUAUGAGGCACUCAGUGAUGUAGUUGUUAGAGUAAAGGACAAGGACAGUGUUCUGCUCAUGGGUGAUUUUAACGCCAGGAUUGGAAAUCGGACAGAAAGGUAUGAAAAGGUUAUGGGUAAAUUUGGAAAGGAAAUGGAGGCCAACAGGAACGGGAAACAACUCUUGGAUUUCUGUGCCAGUAUGGGCUUAGUAAUCACAAACUCCUUUUUUAAACAUGAGAACAUUCACCAGUAUACUUGCGCUGAUAACCACGCAGUUGAGCGCCCCACAAACCAAACAAACCAGUAUACUUGGGAAGGCAGGGGAACCAGAUCUGUCAUUGACUAUAUAAUAACAGAUCAGGAAUUCAGGAAGGCUGUGAGGGACACACUUGUAUUCAGGGGAUUCUUUGAUGACACUGAUCAUUAUUUAAUCUGCAUAGGGAUAUCAAACCUUAUGGUGAUGUUGCAAAAAGUGGCAAUAAUUGGUGCUCAAAGAUCUAAUCUCUAUCAGUUGCUUGUAGAGAGAGAUAGUAAAUACUGUGGGAAAACGGCUGGUAAUUAUGCUGAUAAUGUUCACAGUUUAAUAAAACCUUAUCUAACACAAAUCAGUUUUCACUCAUAA
This is a messenger RNA of Schistocerca cancellata (South American locust), 1125 nucleotides long. RefSeq names its product craniofacial development protein 2-like. Gene Ontology annotation, molecular function: catalytic activity. The transcript is spliced from 3 exons. Gene Ontology annotation, biological process: chromatin remodeling. NCBI's taxonomy places the organism in Eukaryota, Metazoa, Arthropoda, Insecta, Orthoptera, Acrididae. Gene Ontology annotation, cellular component: nucleus. The record is from RefSeq and is a predicted model, not a curated record. Bases 1 to 1125 code for a protein of 374 amino acids.